GCAGCCUGGGAUGGAUCUGGGGUCAGGCAGCAGCCAGGGUGGGGACUCAGAGAUUACCUUCCAGCUGUGGCUGCAGCUGUUCCUCUGGGCCCACCUGGCUGUCCGUUUCCUGGGCUACCUGCGCCAUACCUUCUGGGGGCCUAAGCCGCAGCCAGCACCCUGAGCCUCCCUGGCCAGGGGCAGAUGGGCCCCAGAU
Cynocephalus volans (Philippine flying lemur) is the source of this 196-nucleotide messenger RNA. It is a transcript of the gene SMIM46, whose product is annotated as small integral membrane protein 46. The transcript has a single exon. The record is from RefSeq and is a predicted model, not a curated record. NCBI's taxonomy places the organism in Eukaryota, Metazoa, Chordata, Mammalia, Dermoptera, Cynocephalidae. Bases 11 to 163 code for a protein of 50 amino acids.